UGGUAGACCAUAUGUAGGGCAACUGACAGGAAAAAGACUUCAGUUUAGAGAAGGGAGAAAACAAACAGAAACGCUAUCCUUCUAAAAAAUCCGCCACAAACAUGGCACUUAAUCGAAACCAUUCUCAAAAUGGUGGAGUUCUUAUCAACAACGGCGAGACCAUCUUGAGAGAAGGUAAGAAUGUGGAGCUGUCCUUCAGUGACGUCACCUGCAAGACGGACCUGCUCAAAGGCACCAAGAAAGGCACCGUGUACCUAACCCCAUACAGGAUGAUAUUUGUGUCCAGCAAUCCUAAAGAUGUCUUGGGAUCUAUGAUGUUCCCUUACUACCUGAUGAAGGGAUGCAGCAUCGAGCAGCCCGUGUUCGCGGCAAAUUACAUCCGCGGGACAAUCUCGGCUGAGGCCGGAGGUGGCUGGGAGGGUAAGGCGACCUUUAAAAUGUCUUUCAACAGCGGCGGUGCCAUAGAACUGGGUCAGCACCUCUUCAAACUGGCCACUAACGCGUCCCGCGCUCCACCAGCUCAGAACGGCGGCGCCUCCUUCGGCUACCCGUCUCCAGGGGCGAUAAACGGCUAUGGCCCCGCCCCCAUGCCACAGGCUUACCCCUACGCCCCCCCACCGCAGCAAAACGGCUUCUACCCGGGACCCACUGCACCCCCCACCAUGGGAUACCCCUACCCCACCGCUGCCGCACCAGGGAUGUAUCCAAGUGCCCCGGCUUACAUGGCCCCACCCCCACCUUACCCUGGACCGCCCCAGAACUGGACCCCUCCCCCACCAGGCAAUGCUAAGGCCGCAGAGGCAGCAGGCAGUGCCUAUUACAACCCCAGCAAUCCUCACAAUGUCUACAUGCCCAUGGACCAACCUCCUCCUUAUGCACCUUACCCCCCUCAGAACUACCCAGACCAGAAAAAGAACAACUGAAACCUGACAGCUCAGUCAACAAAAACCCAUUCAUCUCCCACCAAAUACAGACACGAGCCCCGUCUUUUAUUAUUAUUA
Molecule: messenger RNA, 1001 nt
Organism: Chanos chanos (milkfish)
Lineage: Eukaryota; Metazoa; Chordata; Actinopteri; Gonorynchiformes; Chanidae
Gene: wbp2nl
Product: WBP2 N-terminal like
Exons: 8
Coding region: 102-923 (273 amino acids)
Biological process (GO): positive regulation of DNA-templated transcription
Cellular component (GO): nucleus
Molecular function (GO): chromatin DNA binding; transcription coactivator activity
Source: RefSeq, a predicted model, not a curated record